AUGUCAUCCAACCCUAACGAGCUUGGCCGCAUCAACAAAGACGUCCUUAUUCCUGUAGUCCGAAUCGGAGCUGGAGUCGGGGGAUUUCAGAGUUGGGACGAUGAUGAUGUGAAUGAUCGCUUCUCUCUGAAGCUGAGGAGGAGUCGAUUUCAUCCUAAGGUGAGACUCCAGUUCCAAGUUCCCGAGGUGGACGAAAAGUUCAAGGAACUCCUUGAUAAAGAUUUAGAUAUCACGUUGGCUGGGGUCCAUAAGGAGAAGAAAUUGUCUUUCAUCAAAGCAUGGGAGGAAAAUAAAAAGUCAAAGGUGAGCAGGUAG
Molecule: messenger RNA, 315 nt
Organism: Lactuca virosa
Lineage: Eukaryota; Viridiplantae; Streptophyta; Magnoliopsida; Asterales; Asteraceae
Source: the annotation of a GenBank genome assembly